AUGGUUUAUGGUCCCGAAGAGGAGGCAGCCGAGGGACACUUGGGGCGUCUGGGGUGCCUGGAGCGCCUGCAGCCGGACAUGUGGCGAGAUGGGGCCUCCAGCUGCGUGGGUCCUGUCCGCAUCCACCGCACAUGCCGCACAGAGAGCUGUCCCGAGGGUGCCCGUGACUUCCGGGCAGUGCAGUGCUCGGAACUUGAUGCCCAGGAGUUCCGGGGAAGACGCUACACGUGGCUGCCCUAUUACGGGGCCCCAAACAAGUGUGAGCUGAACUGCAUCCCGCAGGGGGAGAGCUUCUACCACACGCACAGGGAGGCCGUGUUGGAUGGGACACCAUGUGAGCCAGGCCGGCAGGACGUGUGUGUGGAGGGGCACUGCCGGGCUGUUGGCUGUGACCUCAAUCUGGACUCGUCCGUGCAGGAGGACAAGUGUCUGCAGUGCGGGGGCCACGGGACAACCUGCUACCCCGUCACAGGUGUCUUUGAUGCCAAGGACCUCAGCAGAGGAUACAACCAGAUGCUGGUCAUUCCCGUGGGGGCCACCAGCAUCCGCAUCGAGGAGGCGGCUGCCAGCAGGAACUUCCUGGCGGUGAGGGGAGUCCACGGCAAAUACUACCUCAAUGGGCACUGGAGCAUCAAGGCCGCCCAGGCCCUGCCCGUGGCCAGCACCAUCCUGCACUAUGAGCGGGGAGCCGAGGGGGACCUGGCGCCCGAGCGGCUAUACGCGCGAGGCCCCACCUCGGAGCCGCUGGUCAUCGAGCUCAUCAGCCAGGAGCCCAACCCCGGUGUGCACUACGAGUACCACCUGCCCCUGGGAGCUCCCCAACCCCGCUUCAGCUGGAGCCACGGUUCCUGGGAGCCCUGCAGUGCCCAGUGUGGAGGAGGCUACCAGUCCCGUGCUGUGUUCUGCACCUCGGACAACGAGGCCUACCCAGACCACAUGUGCCAGCUGCAGACCCGGCCAGCUGGCCGCCGCCCCUGCAGCCUUCAGCCCUGCCCUCAGACCCGACGCUGGGAGACAGGCCCCUGGACACCCUGCUCGGCCUCCUGUGGGGGCGGCUCCCAGUCACGCUCUGUCUUCUGCGUCUCAUCUGACGGGGCUGGUGGCCAGGAGGCGACCAGCGAGGCCGAGUGUGCAGGCCUGCCGGAGAAGCCCCCCGCCACGCAGGCUUGCCAGCUGCAGCGCUGCGCGUUCUGGCAUGCAGAGCCCUGGGGAGAGUGCUCCGUGAGCUGCGGCCCUGGGGUGCGGGUGAGACGUGUCACCUGCAGGGCUGAGCAGGGCUCCCUGCUCCAUGCCCCAGCCUGCUCCGUGGACGAGCGGCCGCCCCUCACCGAGGCCUGUGUGCUUGACGACUGCCCCCACCACGGUGACCAGGCAUGGCUCGUGGGUGCCUGGGGUCUGUGCUCAAAGAGCUGCAACUCGGGUGCCCGGAGGCGCCAGGUCAUCUGUGCCCUUGGCCCCCCUGGCCGCUGCCGGAACCUGCAGCUGUCCAAGCCCGCGGACACGGAACCCUGUAACACGCAGCCCUGCCACCUGCCCCCGGGGGUCCCCAGCGUGCCAGCUGCACACUCCAGCCCCAGAGAACCCCGGGUGUCUCUAAGUCCUCGGGCGGCCUCUGUCUCAGGGCCUGGUUUGGGGGCCCAGGACUGCAGGCACAGCCCCCAUGGGUGCUGCCCAGACAGCCACACAGCCUCUCUGGGCCCACGGUGGCAAGGCUGCCUUGAGACCUCCUGUGAGCAGAGCAGGUUUGGGUGCUGCCCUGAUGGAGAAUCUGCGGCUGAGGGGCCCCGCCAGGCCGGUUGCACGCGCUCAGACCAAGGCAUCCUCCCAGGGAGCAGGCCGGGGCCCCGAGCACUGUCUCCUGAGGUGCCCCAGGCCCAGCGGCCCCAGGCCCAGCAGAGCGAGCCCCAGGAGUGCCGAAGCUCCCAGUUCGGCUGCUGCUAUGACAACUCAGUCCCUGCAGCUGGCCCCCAGGGGGAAGGCUGUGUGGGCCAGCCCAGCUACGCAUACCCGGUGCGGUGCCUGCUGCCCAGCGCCCUCGGCUCCUGCACGCACUGGGCUGCCCGCUGGUACUUCGUGGCCUCUGUGGGCCGAUGCAACCGCUUCUGGUAUGGCGGCUGCCAUGGCAACGCCAACAACUUUGCCACAGAAGAGGAGUGCAUGAGGAGCUGCCAGGGCUCCCAGCAGCCUUCGUCUUCCGGAGAGCCGCCUCGUACUCCGGCCUGGGGGGGAGGGGCCUGGGACCAGGAGCUGGGGUACCGAGGCUCCGGGCAGCCAGCGCCCCCUCCCCACGGCUCGUCCCACAGGGUUGGCCUGGCUGGCGCGGAGCCAUCCCUAGUGCAAGCAGUCGCGGGCCAGUGGGUGCAUCUCAACUGCCCAGAUGACUCCCCGCCGGACCCCCGUGCAGUUUGGUGGAAAGACGGGCGACCCCUCUCCUCCGAAAGGCACAUGAGGCAGCCAGACGGUUCCCUGAUCAUCAGCCCGUUGCUGACGGAGGAUACAGGCACCUAUAGCUGUGGCCCUGCUGGACCCGGCAGGGACUCGAGUCUCCAGCUGCGUGUCACGGGGGGUGAUGGGGCGGUGCUGACUGAAGCUGAGCCCAGGUACCCUCAGACUGGAGACUCCAGCCGCGGGGAGAAUUCUGGGGGUCGGAGGGUCAUCUCCUCGCACCCUGGGCCCACAACCAGGCUGCGUCUGGACCGGAACCAGCCUGGGGUGGUGGACGCCCACCCGGGCCAGCAGAUCCUCUUGCCGUGCCGUGCCGAGGGUGACCCACCCCCAACCAUCGAGUGGCAACGGGACGGACAGACCCUAUACCCCCCCAGAUACCAGCUGCAGCUCGACGGCUCUCUGCUGGUCAGGGAUGUGGCACCGGAAGACGGGGGCUUCUACGCCUGCGUGGCUUCCGACGGGCGUGACCGAGACCAGCGGUGGGUCCAGCUGCGAGUGCUGGGGGAGCUGACCAUCACAGGGCUGCCCCCCGCAAUGACGGUGCCAGAGGGUGACACGGCCAGGCUGCUGUGUGUGGUGGCAGGAGACAGCGCCAACGUCAGGUGGUCGCGCAAUGGGCUUCCGGUGCAGGCCGAUGGACAUCGUGUGUACCAGUCUCCGGAUGGCACGCUGCUCAUCCAUAACCUGCGGGCCAGGGACGAGGGCUCCUACACGUGCAGUGCUUACCGGGGGAGCCAGGCCGUCAGCCGCAGCACUGAGGUGAAGGUGGUCCCACCAGCUGCCCGGCCCUGGGACUCCAGCAGGGACUGCAUUGACCAGCCGGAGCUGGCCAACUGCGGCCUGAUCCUGCAGGCCCAGCUCUGCGGCAAUGAGUAUUACUCCAGCUUCUGCUGCGCCAGCUGUUCCCGCGUCCAGCCCCAAGCGCAGCCUGUCUGGCAGCAAGGCUGAAGGCUUGCUCUAGUUCCAGCUCCAAACAACGCCUAGGGCCUAGGAGAGAAGGGAAGCUGGACUCUUGGCUCUCCUGGCACUGGCUGGCUGGC
Messenger RNA from Sorex fumeus (smoky shrew), 3488 nucleotides. It is a transcript of the gene PAPLN, whose product is annotated as papilin, proteoglycan like sulfated glycoprotein. Lineage: Eukaryota; Metazoa; Chordata; Mammalia; Eulipotyphla; Soricidae. Gene Ontology annotation, cellular component: extracellular matrix. The record is from RefSeq and is a predicted model, not a curated record. The transcript has 26 exons. Gene Ontology annotation, molecular function: serine-type endopeptidase inhibitor activity; metalloendopeptidase activity. Gene Ontology annotation, biological process: extracellular matrix organization. Bases 1 to 3396 code for a protein of 1131 amino acids.